AUGGCUCCAUUAUACUUGUACCAAAUGCCGAACAGUAAAAUGAGUCCGACGACCCCAACGGAAACUCCGAUGAUGAUGCCGAAGGUGGUGGAGGAGGAGGAGGAUGAAGAUGAAUCGGAAUCAUCAUCGGAUGGUGAAAAAAACGACGUCGGUGGUGGAAAUGUGGGGAAAGAUGGUGUCCACGACCAAGGCUGA
Molecule: messenger RNA, 195 nt
Organism: Sphenostylis stenocarpa
Lineage: Eukaryota; Viridiplantae; Streptophyta; Magnoliopsida; Fabales; Fabaceae
Source: the annotation of a GenBank genome assembly